GGUCAAAAACCGACAGUCCUCUCGUGUUUAUCGGGUCAGGUGCCCAAGGAAGGCUUCCAAGGUUUGUCACUCCCCACUAUCAGUGCCUUUCAACGGAUAGAAAAGAGGGACAGAUCCAUGUGAUGAGCUUCUUUAUUCCGCAAAGGAUUUCAGCAAUCAACUUAUAAUACUGGGACAGAGUGGAAAGCAUGUCUUUUUUUACCAUCCAUGUCAUUUUCUGCAGGGGAGAACUGAAGAAGCCAACACAAUUAGUGUCCCUUGAGGAGCUUCUCAAGGGAGCUCCGAUUGACUGAACCCUUUUGGGACCAUAACCAUCAUCAGAGUGCUUUUUAUUCAGUCACUCACUUCCAACUGGUUUUCUCUUUCAGUCUCUAAAAUGUCAAGCAAUAUGAGGUGGCGAAGACAGUUUUCCGGAACUUGUCACUAUCAGUGCCUUUGACAGAAUGGAAAAGAGGGGCAAAUCCCUGGGAUGAGAUUUUGUGCCAAGGGAUUUCAACAUUCAACAUGAAACAUUGGGCCAGACUGGAAAGGAUAGCUUUUUUGACCAGCCAUGUCAUUUCUCUGGAAGCUUGCAGCCGAGAAGUGAGAUCUAGGAAAGCUUCUUCUUUGCAGGGAAUUGUUAGGCCACCCAUGGGAUGAUUGAAGCCGAAUUCUUCCUCAGCUCAGUCGAGCAAGUCCAGAAAUGACGGAUGGUUCAGGUAUGAAAUAGGAACAACAAAUCUGGUCUUCUGGAAUUCCCCAACAUAAACUGCAAUAUGCCCUUUUGGCACAUCUGUCAAGUUUCUUGCAAAGCGAGACUGCAGCUUGACUGCUUGCUUGGCGUUAAGAAUCAUGGAUGGCAAACGGAUACCCAUAUCUUGACUCUGAAGUGAAACUGCAAAAAUGAAUCAAGUGGGUAUGCUGUCAAUGGAUAUGACAAUCUGGCCUUCUGAGGGGAUCCAUCUCCUCAGAGAUUUACAUGGCUUUGCCAACUAUUUCAACAACUCAUUUCUCUCUCUCAUCAACCAAUUCCCAUGCUCAUUGCGGUGCAGCUAGGGCCUUUUUACUUUCUUGAAGUCACUCUCAAAACAGAAACACUUGAUGGAUAUUAUUGGUGGUGUCUUAUCAGACGAAGCAACAUAUUCAUGUGGUUUGCUACUACCCACAUUCAGAUUAGGUACCCGUACCAUGAUUGCCGCAACUUUUCUUGAUUUCCUAUUUUCUAUGUAAUUGGUUAAGAUUUUAACGAUUCUAGGGUAGGAUGAUGGAUAUAAUAAACAGAAACUUCAGCCAUUUUCUUGAGAAGAUAAUGCCUAGACAUAUGAUAAACAGAUUAAUUAGUU
This is a messenger RNA of Rubroshorea leprosula, 1322 nucleotides long. Lineage: Eukaryota; Viridiplantae; Streptophyta; Magnoliopsida; Malvales; Dipterocarpaceae. The record is from the annotation of a GenBank genome assembly.